AGCAUCUCCGAGCGAAUCCCAUUACAUCACUAUGUCCUGACGCCAUUGGCUGAAGGUCAAGGGCUCGCAAACCUGCGCUUCUUCGCCGUAGUUUUCGCUGAUUUUUUUUUUUUUGGCGUCUCCAACCUUUUUCCCUCCCAGCCUCCGAAAGCCUAUCUGUUAUCCGUAAAUACGGCUCCAUGAUGGCAGAAAGCGAGGCAGAAACGCCAAGCACCCCAAUCGAGUUUGAGAGCAAAUAUUUCGAAUAUAAUGGCGUGAGGCUUCCUCCGUUCUGCAGAGGGAAGAUGGAGGAAAUCGCCAACUUCUCUCUCAGGAGUAGUGAUAUAUGGAUUGUCACCUAUCCAAAAUCAGGGACGAGUUUGCUCCAGGAAUUGGUGUACCUUGUAAGCCAAGGAGCUGAUCCAGAUGAGAUUGGGCUGAUGAACAUUGAGGAACAGCUUCCUGUUCUGGAAUACCCUCAGCCGGGCCUGGAUAUCAUCCAGGAGCUGACGUCUCCUCGCCUGAUCAAGAGCCAUCUACCUUACCGCUUCCUUCCCGUGGCCUUGCACAAUGGCGAGUCCAAGGUGAUUUACAUGGCCAGGAACCCCAAAGACCUGGUGGUGUCCUACUACCAGUUCCACCGCUCGCUGCGGACCAUGAGCUACCGGGGCACCUUCCAGGAGUUCUGCCGCAGGUUUAUGAAUGACAAACUGGGGUACGGAUCCUGGUUUGAGCACGUGCAGGAAUUCUGGGAGCACCGCAUGGAUUCCAACGUGCUCUUCCUGAAGUAUGAGGACAUGUACAAGGACCUGGCCAGUGUGGUGGAGCAUUUGACCCGUUUCCUUGGCAUCUCCUGUGACAAGGCCCAGCUGGAAGCCAUGGUGGAGAGCUGCCAUCAGCUUAUCGAGCAGUGCGGGGACUCAGAAGCCUUGUCAAUCUGCAGAGGGCGGGUGGGCUUGUGGAAAGACAUCUUCACCGUGUCCAUGAACGACAAGUUUGACGCGGUGUACAAGCAGAAGAUGGGAAAGUCGGACCUGACCUUCGACUUCAGCCUGUGAGAGGGCACCGCGCGACACGCCUGCCGGACAGCUGCCGAUCCCCGCCGCCUACGUGUGCCCGCUCCGCCUUACGGCCCCUUCGCACACCCCUCGCAUUCCACCCCACCCCCCCCGGCCCCCAUCGAGAGUCCUCCUUACCCCGGCUCCGCCCCCAUGUAUAAUCAGCAGCCACCUAUCACGCUGUCAUUAUUUGCCUUAUGUAACGUAUGUAUGUAUGUAUAUACGGUACCAUUUAUUGUACAAAGCUGUGGCUUCACCCUGACCCUACCUGCUUGGAGCUUUGAUGUUAUGUGAUUUACUUUCUCCUUCAGUCACAUCCUUGGCCCCCCAUCAUAACAUACAUGAGAGUCACAUGAUGCUUUAGUGACACACUGAUGUUACUACAUUUCCAGGGAAAUAAUAAAAAAAUGUAUAUGUGUCUUUAAAUAAAUAAAUACUUUAAUGUCUUAAGCCAGGGAAUAAUCUCAGGAUUUGCUGGCUCAUAGACAGAAACACCUGAGCUUUAGUGAUGCAGCACAAUCUGUGAAUAUUUCCCCCCGUGUUAGAGGUUUCCGGUUUAGGACCAUAUUAGGAAGUCCUUUUUAAAACCUGUAGCAUUUAAAGACUGUUGUAGAAAACAGUCAGAGGAUGUCUGUGUGUCCCUUAGCAUUUCUGUGUUUCAUUGUCAAAGAAUCUCAGACCUGGAAAAACUUGAGUUUGCCUUCUUCAGCUCCUUUGGCCUGAUGAGACGCCUUUUCUCUUCAGUACCGCAGCCAGUUCCCAUGCAAACUAAAACCAAACGGACAUAAACACAAGGGGUUAAGUACAGAGUCUCAGGUCAGUUACUGAAAAUCACUCUUGAAAAAUAAGAGUUUUGCAUAUAUAAGGAGUGUCUAGGCAGAAAAACCAAUUCUCAAGCCUGCUCCUAUUCCUUGAACAUAAAUGCUGUAAAGGGUAAAUUCCCCCUGAAGUUCUGUAUUGUCAUUUUUAUUUUAUAUUGCUUUUUCUUGUCCAUGUACUACACACUAGGGCUCUCAGCACACAUGGCACAAUACGUGUGCCCCCUAGUGGUCAGUGGUAGAUUAAAAUUGCCAAUUGAUUCCGCCGCAUUUCAAUGUAUUAAAGAUCACUCCCUCCCUCAUAGGUACAAACACCAGAGUAGAGGCCAUUGCAUCGUCGGGUGCUACCGCGUAGAGCUGUAAUCACGCAUAGAUAAAGGGGGCGUUUUUUUCCUCACGAUGCCACCCGAAUACUUACAUCUAGUGUCUUCGUACUCCCUGCUUCUUCUUACUUCCAAGCAACCAAACAAGCAGUUCUAUAUACUCAUUGCUACACAGCUGGACAGUCAUGAAUGUCUUGAUUGUGUGGAUGUACAAAGCUUAAGUAUAUUACACGUGGCAUUUUAGUUAGCACGGCUACACUUUGAUAAUCACGCUUCCUUAAUUUACGUUUACGUCUCCAGGCAUGCCACAGUUUGAGUUCUAUUUUUAUAUCGUCUAUGGUAAUUGUACAAAUUCCAGUACACUGUAUUUGCAUGCUUGCUCGCUGGUUUAUUAAUAAAGAUGUGUAUUCAGA
This is a messenger RNA of Brienomyrus brachyistius, 2591 nucleotides long. RefSeq names its product sulfotransferase family 4A, member 1 (gene sult4a1). The transcript has 7 exons. Gene Ontology annotation, cellular component: cytoplasm. Gene Ontology annotation, molecular function: sulfotransferase activity. Lineage: Eukaryota; Metazoa; Chordata; Actinopteri; Osteoglossiformes; Mormyridae. Gene Ontology annotation, biological process: sulfation. The coding region runs from base 180 to 1037 and encodes 285 amino acids. The record is from RefSeq and is a predicted model, not a curated record.